AUGUCGGGCCGGCUCGACUUUCGGAAUUUUGGCGAUGUGUUCGGCAACGGCGACACGCUGCCGUACGAUGCGCACGUCAACCGCGACAUUGAGUCGAAGCGCAAGAGCCUCGGCGGCGUCCUCUUUGUCGACCGGGUCUUUACCGCGCUGGGGAUACCAAAGGACACGCGCACGCUGCACGACCUCUUCCAGCAGAUCCUCGCCAGCAAGAUGACCACCCACCACAAGCUCUCCGCCCUCUACUACCUCCUGCUCGACCACGACGAGGGUCUCAGCGCCCGCUCCAAGAUCGCCGACAACUUCGCCGCCCAGACCGGCAUGCCCAAGCGCUACCAGAUCUUCAUGAGCGGCCUCUGGCACAUGGACCGCCUCCAGUUUGGCGUCGCCGUCGAAUACCUCGCGCACCCCUCGCUGCUGCCCGAGUUUGCCGACAACAUUGUGACCGUGCUCGUGCGGCACGCCGAGAACAACGACUACGCGCUGCCGCUGGCCUACUACGCGGCCGUGCAGCCCGUGCUCAAGACGCAGGAGGCGGUGGAGCUGCUGUUUGAGGCCUUGGCGCGCACCGAUGUGAGCGAGGCGUUUUACUACACGCGGACGCUGGCCGGGCCGGCACGGCAGCAGCUGUUUGAGCAUCUGGUGGGCUCGGUGCUCAAGGAUGCUGCAGGAGGCGGGAGUGGUGGUGGUGGCGGGGGUGCGAGCAGCAGUGCGGACGGGAUCGACGCAGCCGGGCGGUCGGCCGAGCUGAUCAGCCUGCCGCUCGACUCGCAGGAAGAGGCAUGGCUACGGGCGUACCUGACGGCAGGCGAGGGCCGCAAGCUGAAGCGGGCCAAAGACACAAUGAUUAUGAAGAAGAUCGUGUCGGGCGACGUGGAUCUCAGCGAGGGCAGCAAGAGCCUGAGCGGGCCGUGGGGCAUCGUGCUGCAAGGGUUCCGCCACGAGACCGGCGGUGAGCCAUAG
Molecule: messenger RNA, 960 nt
Organism: Sporothrix brasiliensis 5110
Lineage: Eukaryota; Fungi; Ascomycota; Sordariomycetes; Ophiostomatales; Ophiostomataceae
Exons: 2
Coding region: 1-960 (319 amino acids)
Source: RefSeq, a predicted model, not a curated record